This is a messenger RNA of Acipenser ruthenus (sterlet), 20119 nucleotides long. Its product is annotated as striated muscle preferentially expressed protein kinase-like. Gene Ontology annotation, molecular function: ATP binding; protein kinase activity; protein binding. The transcript has 42 exons. The coding region runs from base 1 to 11337 and encodes 3778 amino acids. Gene Ontology annotation, biological process: protein phosphorylation. Lineage: Eukaryota; Metazoa; Chordata; Actinopteri; Acipenseriformes; Acipenseridae. The record is from RefSeq and is a predicted model, not a curated record.
AUGUCCCUUAAGAAGCCUGGGGAAGAGGCAGCAUGGGGUAGGCUUGGUGCGGCACCCCCUAGUCCUAAAAUUCCAUCGAAACGUGCCAAAGUGCUUGUGGAUCCAGCAGUGCCAGAGCUGCGGGGCUCCAGACAGUACCCUUACAAAACCGCGCCACUGUUUAUCAGAAAAAUGAAGAAUGCUGCUGUGGGAACUGGGUGCGAUAUCCGGCUAAAGGUAGCCAUAGCAGGAGAUCCACAGCCAGCCCUCUACUGGUACCACAAUGAAAAACAACUGGCCAUGGAUAACCAGGAAUAUGGAGGGCUGUGGAUCAGGGACUGCAAGCUCAGUGACGCCGGGCUCUACACCUGCAUAGCGACCAACCCAUUAGGAGAGGCCCGGACCAGCGGUCCUGGGGAAGAGGCAGCAUGGGGUAGGCUUGGUGCGGCACCCCCUAGUCCUAAAAUUCCAUCGAAACGUGCCAAAGUGCUUGUGGAUCCAGCAGUGCCAGAGCUGCGGGGCUCCAGACAGUACCCUUACAAAACCGCGCCACUGUUUAUCAGAAAAAUGAAGAAUGCUGCUGUGGGAACUGGGUGCGAUAUCCGGCUAAAGGUAGCCAUAGCAGGAGAUCCACAGCCAGCCCUCUACUGGUACCACAAUGAAAAACAACUGGCCAUGGAUAACCAGGAAUAUGGAGGGCUGUGGAUCAGGGACUGCAAGCUCAGUGACGCCGGGCUCUACACCUGCAUAGCGACCAACCCAUUAGGAGAGGCCCGGACCAGCGGUGUACUAGCGGUCAUGGACCUGGAGGAUGACUCAGAGACCACAGAAGACGAGGCAGCUGAGCCUCAGAUAUGCAUGGCAACAAAAGAAGGACCCCGUGGUCCUCAGGACCAGGCUGUUCACAGAGUGCCUGCAGGCAAUUCGGACCGGAUAAAGGACGCCACCCCUGAAACAACGGCCACUUCAGGUUGGAGCGGGUCACAGGCGGACAGCUGGGCGGGAAGCCAGAACACUGUGGUGGAGAAGGAGCUGUCUGGCAUGGGUUCGAGAGUCACUGUUUCCACGCAGAAAGAUGCUUUCUCCAAGCCUUCCAGGAGCCUUUGUGGAGACGUUUUGAGGGAAGACUAUGGCUGCCAAGCCACUGAGCUGGAGCAGAAACAGGACCUUGGGUCCCUAAGAUACCCCUCUUCCCGAUCCCAAGUUCUUCCACUUCCCUCUCCCAAAAUUGGCCAACUGUCUAGCACCAAUCCCAUACCCAGCCGCUCUGGGUCAGCCCCAGCCACCCCCUUGACCCCCCGCAAGAAAAUUGUGACCCCUGUUGAGUACCUGGAUAUAGUGCCUGCAGAAUUUGAGGAUAAAAUCAAGCAACCUAAAUCCUCCACACUCUCCCAAACCAGCACCCAGGAUUCCCGUCCACAGACGCCACUUAGCGAAUACUCUCGGAAGGACUUAACGCUCCGACCCUCCCCCAAGCUGGCCCGUGCAAGCUCUAAGAUCUUUGAGAAGGUGCGUUACUUUGAGGAAAGGCGACGCAGUAUUGACCAGCUUGAGGGUUCCAUCACGGGACGCUCCUGGGCUGGGUUCCACCGGACACGCUCUUUUGAUCAGUCAGACGACGAGAAGAGCAGGACAGAAAUCUCCCGAGAGAGCUCCAGGGAAGAUCUGAGGGAGGCACUCAGGGCUGAAGCGGCUCAACGGAGGUCCAUAUUUAAGAAGAAGGCUUCUUCUUUUGAUGAAAAGCCUCGCUACAGUCACAAGAUCCAAGACAUUGAGAACAAGUUCACCGAAGAGCUCCAGCGCAUCAAGAAAGUGGUAGGCAAGCCCAAUUUAAGCAAAUCCUUCUCCACAGAGCAGAUCUCGCAUAGGAGCGGGAGAUCACCUAUAAAAAAGAUAGAGCCAAUUCUACCUGAGGUUCUUCAGAAGCUGCAAGACAGAGAGAGGAUCCAGCAACAACAGCAACAGCAACAGCAGCAGCAGCAACUACAGAAACAACAGGAACAACUACAACAACAACAGCUUCAGCAGCAGCAGCAACAACAGCUGAGCUCUAGGAAACCUUUAGCGAGGGGCCUAGCAACACUCAACCGAUCGCAAGAAAAAGGGGAUGUGUUUGAAAAAAAGUCACAUUCUGAUUUAACCAAUCGUCCCCCUGUGACUAGAGAGCCAAGUGGAAUCAGUCCCCACAAAGAGUUACCCACGGGAUUGGUCCCAGUGAAAGCACUGCAAAAGAAGAGGGAAGAGCCAACACUACCACAGCACCUUCCAGUGGAAGUAGAGGAGACCAAGACAACACAGCUUCCAGUACAGCGGAUUGUUCAAAAACCUACCAGUCCAUUGGUUCAGAAAGAAGCCGUACGGCUCCCGCAGCUGCCCACACAAGCCCCUGCAAUGGUUUCCAAACUUAAACAAGCCCCCAGAGAAGCUGCCCAACUUCAAGAACUAACAACACAAGCUCCUCCAAUGGCUUCCAGAUUCACACGAGUCCCCUCCGCCAGCCCCUUGCCAGAGAAAGUGAAGGAGGAGAAGAUGGAAGUUGAGGAGAGCCCUGCACAGCCAGCUCCCAGGCCAGCCGUGCCCCGGAUUGUGGUAGAGGCGGAGGCAGGUGGUGGAUGCACUGGUCUGGAGGCUGACACGAAAAAGAAAUCCAGUGUGGUGAAGGAAGGAAAGACCCAGAAGAGCAGAGGGAAGGGUCGUCGAACUCGUCCAAUGUCCCCAGAUAUGGAGUUAGAGUCCUCGGACGAUUCGUACAUGUCAGCAGGAGAAGACCCAUUGGAGUCCCCUGUGUUUGAGGUUCCUCUACAGGACAUAGUUGCACAGGCUGGCACAGAGGCACUGCUCAAAUGUGUCAUCACUGGCAAUCCACUCCCAGAAGCAACUUGGAAACAUGGCAACAUCCCUGUAAGGAGCAGCCCUACCCAUCUGGUUAAAGUGGAAGGAGAGAGGCACACUCUGCUGAUAAAGUGGGCGAAAGCUGGCGAUGCGGGACAGUACUGUGUUAACGCUGUCAACGAAGUGGGCAAGACUUCCUGCAGCGCCACUUUGGCAGUUAAAUCAGAUCCUUCCCAGGAGCAGCGCACCACCCUGAGUGUCCCCCUGGACUUCAGCAGCCCCAUCACUUCCGACGAGGAGUACCUCAGCCCGCUGGAGGAAGCUGAGUUUGGAGUUCCAUCAUUCCGGGAGCCCGACACCAUGAGGAUACCAGACGCUCCAGAACCCAAGAGCAUCAUUGAAACACGCUUCAAUGAGCCGCCCUCUUUUGAGGUAUCCCUGAGUGAUCAGGCAGUGAUAGAAGGUCAGGAUGUCAGCCUGUCAGUUCGAAUUCAAGGAGAACCCAAACCCAUGAUUUACUGGCUUAAGAACAGACAGAUGAUAAAGACUGACAGUCGUCACUGUGUGAAUGAAGCAGAGGGCGGCUCAUUUGAGCUGAAAAUCACUGCAGCCGAGAAGUCAGACGCUGGUGUUUAUACCUGCAAAGCAAUUAACGAACAUGGAACGAAGCAAUGUGAGGGAAAACUGGAGCUCAAAGCCCCUCCCAUGGAGCCAAGCCUGGUGAUAUUGAGGCAGAUGCGAGAUGUGACGGUGAAGGCAGGCGAGAUGGCGGUCUUUGAGUGCUUUAUCUCUGGGCCCCCGGACGUCGACGUGGACUGGCUUUCCAGUGGCAAACUGGUUCAGCCAGCCCUGCUCAAUUGCAAGAUGCACUUCGACGGCAAGAGAUGCAAGCUGCUUCUGAACUCAGUGCAUGAAGACGACAGCGGCACGUACACCUGCAAACUGAGCACUGCCAAAGAGGAGCUGACCUCCAGUGCCAAUCUCAAAGUCAUUCCCUCAAUCGAGCCUCUUUUCACGAGGAAGUUGGAUGUCCUGGAGGUGAUCGAGGGUCGGACUGCUCGAUUUGGCUGCAAAGUCAGCGGGACGCCUCCUCCACAGGUCACCUGGAGUCACUUCGACCAAGUGGUUGAAGAAAGUGAGAAUAUCCACAUCCUGAAGGACAUGGGGCUCCACUAUUUAAUUAUCUCCCAUGUCAGCAAUGAGAAUGAAGGCUUCUACACCGUCAUAGCCAAGAACAGCCAUGGAGAGAUUGAGUGCUCAGCUGAGCUGUAUGUGCAGGAGCCUCGCCCGGCUGUCUCCUUACAAAUUGCGAAGCUGGAAAAGAUGCCUUCGAUCCCUGAGGAGCCAGAGGUGCCCGAGAGCGAGGUGGAGCGGUUCACCAUGCCGGACUUCGUUAAGCCACUCCACGACAUGGACAUGGUUGAGGGGAAGGAGGCUGUUCUCAAGUGCAAGGUGGCGGGCAUGCCCUACCCCACCAUCACCUGGUUCCACAACGGCCAGAAGAUCAACAGCACUGAUGACAGGAAGAUGACUCAGUAUAGAGACAACCAUAGCUUGGUUAUCCGCUCAGUCACACAUGCUCACAGAGGCGUCUAUAAAAGUGUAAUUUCAAACAAGGUCGGAAAGGCCACAUGCUAUGCUCAUUUGUACGUGACAGAUGUCCUGCCAGAACCCCCAGAUGGGCCCCCUGUAGUGGAAGCGAUAACGGGCAAAACUGUCACCCUGCGGUGGAAGAAACCAAAGAAACUGGACCCCAGCAUAGAUGCCAGCUCACUGACGUACACCAUCCAACAGCAAGCAGUAGGGACGAACCAGUGGAGCAUAAUAGUCUCCAACUUGAAGAAAACUUCAUACACAGUGCACACUCUCUCCAAGGGGGUUCUUUAUGCCUUCAGGGUGCUGUCAUCUACCCCCAAGGCCCACAGCAAACCUUCUCCAGCUACAGAACUAGUACAGCUGGUCGAUAGAGGCCCCUACCUGGAGGAGGCACCAGUUAUCCUAGAUAAGCCGGAUGUGGUUUACGUGGUAGAGAACCAGCCAGCCUGCAUUACCAUCAGCCUGAAUCAUGUGCUCGCAGGGAUUACGUGGAGGAGGAAUGAGAGUAUCUUGGUAAACACGCCAGGUCUGUUUGAGAUGAUCAUGCCUGAUGAUGACCAGCAUUCACUGAGGAUAAUGCGGAUUAGGAGCAGUGAUGUGGGAGAGCUCACCUGCACAGCCAGUAACCAGUACGGCAGUGAUAUCUGUACAUUUUCACUUGAAAUUGCAGCGGCCCCUACUUUUGAAUCCAUCAUGGAGGAUAUAGAUGUGAGCACAGGAGAGACGUCUCGUUUUGCUGUGGUGGUUGAUGGGAAACCCGUUCCAGACAUCAUGUGGUACAAGAAUGACAUCCUCCUGUCUGACAGCAGCCACUUCACCUUUGUGUAUGACGACAAUGAGUGCUCCCUGGUGAUUCUCAGCCCUCGGGAAGAAGACUCGGGGGUGUACACCUGCACUGCUAAGAACCUGGUGGGGUCUGUGUCCUGCAAGGCCGAGCUCACUGUGCACCAGAUUAAAAUGGAAAAAGAAGAGCAGAUGGAAGAUGAGGAGACUAUGCUCCGAAAGAUGCGCAGACUAACUGAUUACUAUAAUGUGCACAAGGAGAUUGGAAGGGGUGCCUUCUCAUAUGUGAAGCGUGUGACUGAGAAGAGUGGGAAGAUAGAGUAUGCAGCAAAGUUCAUCUCGCGGCGAGCGAAGAGCAAGGCCUCAGCCCUCAGGGAGCUGAACAUCCUGUCCCAGCUGGACCACGAGAGGAUCCUGUACUUCCACGACGCCUUCGAGAAGAAGAACGGAGUGAUCAUCAUCACAGAGCUCUGUCAGGAGGAACUUCUGGAGAGAGCCACCAAGAAAUCUUCAGUAUUGGAGUCUGAGAUCCGAUCAUACAUGAGACAGCUCCUUGAGGGAAUCAGCUAUCUACAUCUGAAUAAUAUUCUACACCUGGAUAUUAAGCCUGAAAACAUCCUGAUGGCAGACUCCAGCAAUGAGCAGAUCCGGCUGUGUGAUUUUGGGAAUACAGUUGAGUUUACUCCUGAUGAGGCACAGUACUGCAGAUAUGGAACUCCGGAAUUCAUCGCCCCAGAGAUUGUAAACCAAACCCCAAUCUCCAAGGCUACUGACAUCUGGCCUGUUGGAGUUAUAACAUACCUAUGCCUGACUGGGGUUUCUCCAUUCGUGGGGGAAAAUGACAGGACCACCGUGUUGAAUAUCAGGAACUACAAUGUGGCGUUCGAGGAGAAGAUGUUUGCUGAUCUCAGCCGUGAAGCCAGGGGAUUUGUCAUUAAGGUCCUGGUCGCUGACAGACUGAGACCAGAUGCGAAUGAAUGUCUUCGUCACCCUUGGUUUAAGACUUUGGCAAAGGGCAAGAGUAUCAGCACAGAACCCCUGAAACUGUUCCUGUCUCGCAGAAAGUGGCAGCGCUCGCUUAUUAACUACAAAUCCAAGAUGGCGAUGAGGUCCAUUCCUGAGCUCUUGGAUGAUUCUUCCAGCCACAUUUCCAUCACUGUCCCCAGGCACCUUAAGGAAGGUUCCCCUCCGCCCUCAUCUUCCUCAGACUCUGAAGACAUUGAUGAGCUUCCAUUCAUCCCCAUGCCUCUGACCAUGGAGUUUUCUGGCUCCAGAAUGUCUCUCAAUGAGAUUCCAACUGAUGAUGAGAUGGUGGGAAGGCCUAAUGGAACACUGGAAGGGGUGGGGCUUGAAGCAGAGAGGGCAGUGCCUAUGGAGUGUGAACCAACCCCCUCUGGGAAAGAGAGUGGAGAAUUGACGGGGAGAAGCAGGUCCAGAAAGAGAUCAACACAAGAAGAUGAUAACCUAUCUUCAGAUGAAGAAAGCACAGAGGCACGAAAGAGGCCAGAGAAGCCAAAGAGAGCCCUCCAAAAGGGUUCAAGUGUGGAGUCAGAUAAAGCAGGUGGAGGCUCAAAGAGAGGGGAAUUGAGGAGGGGGAGCUCUGCUGACAGUGCCCUGCUACUCCAUAUUACCCCAGAAGAGGGGGCUGCAGAGGGCCAAAUGGGGGAGCCAAAGAUAGGCCUAAAAAAAGCUGUUUCGAUGGAGCUCCCUAGGAGGAGUCCAAGCCCAGGAGCUCUAGAUGAACGUUGUAAGUUGAGCCAGGAAGAUUAUGCCCUGAAACUACAACUGAUGAGACAGAGACUACUGAGGGGAGGAUCUGUGGACAGCAAAAUGAGUGGCCUACGAGGCCCACUGCUGGAGACCCUUGGCAUUGCAGGGGAGGAUCCCAAAAAACGCACCGCCUCUCUGGAGCGCUACACCCGCCCACCCCGAUUAGGCCCAAACCCUCCACUCGCAAGGGCAGCUUCUAGUGACACCCCCAAAGAAGAGUGUUCAGACACCAAGGUACUACGCAAGUAUGCCUCCUUUAGCCAGGGGGACAGUGAACCCAUCCCUCUCCAUCGGCGCUCUGGCGCUCCCUUAGAGAUCCCAUUGGCUCAGAUAGAGGGACGUAGACUACAGGAAUGCAUAUCGAUGUCAGCACUCACUGAACAGACAAAGCUGGAGUCCCGGCCAGCCACCCCCAGGGAAAUCUCUUCAAAACCUCCUACCCCAGAUUUUGAAAAACAGGAAGUGGGACUGUCUGGUGGGACAGAGAAGGUAAGCAAAUUGAAGAAAGCAGAUGAGUCCUUUAAGGAUAAAGCAAACGCAACAGAGAAUGUAAGCAAGCCUGAGGAAGUGAAAGUAGGUACGGCAAAACCAGUGAGUAUGUCAGCAGAAGAGAAGGUUGGCAAGACUGAGAAAGUGGCAGGUUACACAGAUGAGGAAAAAGAUGUGUCAGAGAAAGUUGCUGUGGUUACAGAACCUGAAAAGGUGGUUGAAGGGAAACCUCUACUUAAACCGGAAGCCACCAAGACAGUGGAAGAGAAGAAAGAACAGGAAGCUGUUUCAGUUAAAGCAGAGCCAAAAAAAGUGAAAUCGCUGACACUAAAGAAACCACCAGAGAUAAUAAUCAUAAGCUCCGACACAGUGACACCUUUAUCCAUGCCAGCAAAAGCUCCACAAUAUGGCGUCUCUGCACGAGCUUCACCCUCACCAACCACUCAUGUUUCAUUUUCACUGCCUGGCCCCCGGUCCUCUGCCUAUUCUGAUACCAUGCAAAGCAUUGUUGUUCCAACCCAAGAGGCCCCCAAAACCAAGCCAGAGUCCAGCGCAACAGCUCACCCUGCUGUUUUUGCCCGAGUAGCAUCUACUGAACAACCUGACAAAAAACCCAGUCCACCUAAAAGUUUACGGCAGCCAACCCCAGAUAAAAAACCACCCCCUGUCAUCGAGGACAUAGCAUCUGAGGAAGUCUUUGAGGCGAAAUUCAAAAAGCGGGAGUCCUCCCUUACUCGUGGGCUCAGGCUCCUCACCAGGUCCAAGUCUGAAGAGAAGUCUCUUGUUCUUCCUCCCACAUCAGGGGAGGAAAUCUAUCGCCCAGGGCCCAUAGGAGCUCCGUUGGAGAUUGUCAAGCCUGAGGAACCCAUGAAGAUGGAAGAGAGGGCCAGAUCGGUGCAGGACCUAAGGGAAACAGAGAAGGAUACUAGCUUCAUGAGGAGGCUCUCUCUGCGUUUGAAGAGGACCCCCUCAGCAGAGAGGAAGGAAGUGAAACCUCAAGAGGAAAGUCCAGCUCCAAGGAGAAGGCUUUCAUGGACACUAGGUCGUAGCAGCACCAAGGAGAAGAAGGAAAAGGAGGUGGAGAUGGUGAGGAUGGAACCUGGGGCUCUGAAACAAGAGCCAGAGAUCAGAGAAGCCAAGAAGCCAAAUGAGUCUCCUGUCCUGGCAAUGCGCAAGAAGAUUGAGUCCACGGUGGCUGGGAUUUCCAUGAGGAUCCGCAGUCACUCUGAGGAGAGGAAGGCAGAGGCUAAGGAGGCCAAGUUGGAGAAGAGGGCACCCUUGCUGUCUUUGCUCCAUAGGUCCAACUCUGAGGGAACCAAUCUCAAAAGGAUGGGGCUCCCACAAAACCAGCUUGCUAGCCAAAUUUCUUCUGCACCCUCCUCAGAGUCCCUGCAGUCGGAAUCCAGUAUCCAGUCAGAGACAGCCGUCAAAACCUCGUCCGAGAGUGAGCGCAGAUCCAGGUGGGACCGAUGGGGUCUAUCCAGAGGCAAGAGGGAUAAAGGUGUGUCCCAACCCAACAUCCCUUCUGCCAUAACCAAAGAGAACGGCAUCUUGGAAAAAAGACGGUAUUCUCGCCUUACAUCAGACUUCCCUCCUGUGUUCCACAUCAAGCUGCGUGACCAUGUGUUGCUGGAGGGAGAUCCCAUCACAAUGUGCUGUCUACCGGCUGGCAGCCCUAACCCUAACAUCGUAUGGAUGAAAGACAAGAAGCAGGUGGAGAUUGACUCGAGGAUAAACAUUGUCUCGUGCGCUGAUGGACGGCAGCUCCUCAUGAUCCUGAAGACAUACAAAAAGGACGCUGGGCUGUAUGAGUGCGUGGCUACCAAUCCACUGGCAUCUGUCACCAGCUCUUGCACUCUCUCCCUGGCUAAAGUCCCAGGUCGCCCAGGAACACCUGAGAUACCCCAGAGGUACAAGAACACAGCCCUGGUGUUGUGGAAGCCAUCCGAUACCCAAGCACCAUGUACCUAUUCACUGGAGAGGAAAACAGAGGGCGACUCCAACUGGCUCAUAGUGGCUACAGGAGUGGCAGACUGUUACUACAAUGUCACAGAUUUACCGAUGGACGGCACCUAUAAGUUCCGAGUGGCAUGCGUCAACAAGGCAGGACAGGGAUCCUACAGCAACUCUUCAGAGAGAGUGACCCUCGAAUCGCCAGAAACCUCCAAAGCUCCUCCUCCUGCUGCUCCUAAAGCCAUCCCCUCCACCCCUCCUCCAGUUGUGACCACAUCCAUAGCAAUACCUCCUGCUGCUCCUAAAGCCAUCCCCUCCACCCCUCCUCCAGUUGUGACCAAAUCCAUAGCAAUACCUCCUGCUGCUCCUAAAGCAAUCCACUCCACCCCUCCUCCAGUCGUGACCACAUCCAUAGCAAUACCUCCUGCUGCUCCUAAAGCAAUCCCCUCCACCCCUCCUCCAGUCGUGACCACAUAUGUAACAAUACCACCAUUUCAAGCCCCUUCUUCCAAAACACAACAAAAUUCCACAUUGCUAUCCAAACCAGCAAUGCUCCAAAUCACCCCCUCUACCACCCCAACCCCCACCACUACCAAGACCAUCAUCACUACACCAUCUUCUGUCGCCUGUCCCUUUCGUUCACCCACAGGAAAUGAAACCCUACCCAGAUCCCAAGCUCCUCGACCUGCUAUCUUUCCCAAACCACCCACGCCAGCCAACCUGGUCACUCCCGUCUCCCCACCUCCUUUGGUCCCCUCACCCCUUGUCAUUGGCAAACCAAUCUCUUCAGUGCCCAUGUAUGCGCAAAUGACCCAGACUCGAGUCACCCCUUCACCGGUGUCAUUUCUCACCCCGUCUGUGAUGCUGGUGACAAGCCUGAGCCCGGUGGGAGAGGGGGUCUCCACUCCGACACGUUUGACCCCCACAGGAAGAGUGACACCAUCUGCCAAAUCGCUGGAGAGUGGCACUACCGCGUUACGCCAAGGCGUGCCACAAAAACCCUACACCUUUAUGGAUGAGAGAGCCAGGGGGAGGUUUGGCGUGAUCAGAGAGUGCAAAGAGAACGCCACUGGCAAGCAGUUUGUGGCUAAAAUCAUCCCCUACGAGCCAGAGAGCAAGCAGGCUGUGCUACAGGAGUACGAGAUCCUCAAGUCCCUCCACCACGACAAGGUCAUGGCUCUGCAUGAGGCCUACGUCACCCCACGCUACCUGGUCCUCAUCUCAGAGUCCUGCGCCGGCAAGGAGCUGCUCUAUAGCCUCAUAGACAGGUUCCGGUACUCUGAGGAUGACGUGGUGGGUUACAUCGUGCAGAUCCUGCAGGGUUUGGAGUACCUCCAUGGCCGACGCAUCCUGCACCUGGAUAUUAAGCCAGACAACAUCAUUGUCACCUACAUGAACGUGGUGAAGAUCAUCGACUUCGGCAGCUCCCAGACCUUCAACCCCCUUUUUUUUAAGCAGCUGGGAUGCCGCACUGGGACCCUUGAGUACAUGUCUCCUGAAAUGGUAAAAGGGGAUGUGAUUGGCCCACCAGCGGAUAUCUGGGGUCUAGGUGUCCUGACGUUUGUCAUGCUGAGUGGGAGGUCUCCAUUUAGUGAAGCAGAUCCUGUGGAAAUGGAGAACAAAAUCCAAGCAGGGAAGUUUGACCUCACCAAGCUGUACCCUAACGUGUCCCAAAGUGCCUCUCUGUUCCUCAAGAAGAUCCUAUGUACCUACCCCUGGACCCGUCCGACCAUCAAAGACUGCUUCGCCAACUCCUGGUUGCAAGACGCCUACCUGAUGAAGCUGCGCCGGCAGACCCUCACCUUCACCACCACCAGACUCAAGGAGUUCCUGGUGGAGCACCAGCGCAGGAGAUCAGAGGUGGCCACCAAGCACAAGGUCCUCCUGCGUUCGUAUCAGAGUGUCCCACAGCCCGCUGCACCCGUGACCCAGUGACAACAUCCAUGCCACGCAGGCACUAUGGGGGCCAGUGGGAAGAACAGUCCAGGUUCUCCAAGAGGAAUGAAUGGGACUCUCCAGCUCGAUUGGCCAGGACUCUCUGUGACCGACGCAACCAGCCAGUCCCCUCGGGCUGGAACAGAAGUGUGUGUGUUUGUGUGUCCAUCCUUGGCCGAGCGAAACCAGCCACACCGUCAGAAAACAAGCAAGAAAAGAAAAAUGGAAUUUAAACCGUAUACCUCAUGAACUGUUGGGAAGGGAGUGUGCAGUGGUUAGGUGUGGGUUUAUAGAUUGAUCCCUAUCUAAACCCUGUUUCAAUUUAUUUCCAGCAUUUUUCAUUGAAGUUAUAACUUCGAAUUAGCCUUACUGAUUGGCUACCUUGUAAUAAAGGUGGCGUGAUUGAAAGCUAGGCCCCUUUAUGUAAUUUUUCUUUUCUACCUUUCGAGGAGCAAGGCAUGUUAACACCAUGUGCUAAACCACAAACUGUGAAUUUAUAUAUUAAUGGCUUUCCCCGAGUCUGAAAUGGGGAUUCCCAAUGUGAAGAGGAGAAUUAACGGAUCUGUUACUGCUUGUUUUCAUUUUGUUAGUGACAUUGAUGUUUAUUGUGUUACUGAUAGUUAAUUUGUUUUCAAGCAGUACUAAUACAAAUUAUUGCUUGUAGCAGCUGAACUUAAAGGUGAUCACACCUUACAAUAAGUAAGUGGCAAUUCAUUUAAAUACAAGUUGGCAGUUCGUAAUGUUCAUAAGUGAAAUGCACCAUAAAUCAGUAAUUACUUUAUUGGGAUUCGAUAGGAAUUAAUAUUCUACUUUAUAUGUAAUAACAUUUGAAUUCCUGCCACUUAUUGUAAAGUGUAAUUUAGUAAAGUGAAUUUAGCGCUACUAAAUCAAUGGAAACUACCAAUAUAUUUGUUUUUAGCUCUAUUGGCUAUUUGAUAAAUCAGGUACUGAGUGGCCAGGUAGUGUGUUUUUUUCUGUUUCUGUGACAUAUAACGGGACAACAAAAUUGUUAACACUUAAGAGUCACAUAGUCCUAAGUUACCAUCCUGUUCUAUGCAUUCUCAUUUAGGUUUAGGGUUUGGGUUGUCUACCCCAAUGUAAGAAGAGCCAAGGAAAGGAACAGGUCAAAAACCUGUUGCCAAGCAAUUUACCAGGACUUCAUUACAGCUUCCUGUGUGGGCUAAAACUGACGAUUCUUCCCAGAACAAGAGGAUACAUAUGUAUCUGACACUAGUAAAAUCUGUGGUGAUCCCUUAUUACAACCUGACUUUGCUCAGCAGAAACCUGGCCUCCUUUUUUGCAUAGUUUACAUUAAUUAUUUAAAAUCGACAUAGUUUUUAAAGCUGUGUUUACUUUUAAAGGGUACAUAAGGACCUUUUUAUUUUCUUGUGUUGCAUGUUCCCAUGUGUUGCUACGUGUUUACUUAAGGUGUAUGUAUUGUUUUAAUUUUUCUUUUUUACAUUUUGACGACUUUUUUAAACUUUUAAAUUGCAUUCUCAUGUACCCGCAUGGACUUCUCAGAAAUACAUUUCCCAUCAUCCUCCUGCUCACAUAUGUAACUGAGAUGGAUUUACCAGUGAGCAGGAGGAUGAUGGGAAAUGUAGUUCUGAGAGGUCCGUGCAGGUACAUGGGAAGCCAUCUUGAGGCAGGGAAUGCAAUUUAAAAGUUUAAAAAAGUGGUCAAAAUGUAAAAAAUAAAAAUAAAUAAAACAAUACACACACCUUACGUAAACAGUUGUAGCAACACAUGGGAACAUGCAACACAAUAAAAUAAAAAGGUCCUUAUGCACCCCUUAAGUGCUAUCACAACUACGUAGGACUAUAUAGGGUAUGCCUGUCUGCCAACAAAUGAUGAGAUUUUCAUUAUUGUAUUAUUUGUCUUUAAGCAUUUCAAAUGCCCCAAAUGCACUACAAGGUCGCAUUGCUCUAGUAAAGACAUUAAAUCAGAUACAUGUUUAGUUUCAACUGCUAUUGCAUUGACUGGAUUAACCUCUGCAAUUUGAAAGUGCUUUGAAAUACAGUGUAUUUUAAUUCAGACUGUUGGCAGAUAGGUAUCAUUUCUACCUAAUUGUUAAAGACGAGUUCGAUUAAAAGGCAGCUUGAAAAGACGUGGCCCAUUUUAUUUCCAAUGAGGGGUGUGUGUUCCAGCCUUCUGUGUCCGAAGAUGAACAGCGACGUGCCCCCUCCCCACAGUCACACAGACUAUAUAGUCUUUAUAUAAGAGCUAGGGUUUGAAACCAACCUCUCCUAGCUCACUUUUUCUCAGCUUUCAAUGCUAGGUCACUCUGUGCCGUGGUUAAGAGUUUAUACUAACAUAAAAUAACCUGUUUUCUGUAUACUGUAAUACAAUUCCUGCACUAAGCUUUUGUUAGUUUGAUGGAUGGUGGUAAGUUCCUCUCGCUGCAAUGUCAACUCCCAAGGUUGUAAUAAUCCCAUUCCGACUCUACAUACAACAAUGGCCCUAGGCUGGGUGUGUACAGGUCUCGCUGGGUUCUCAUAGGAACCUAUUGACCAGUUCAGUUAACCAGUGACAAUAAGACACCCAACUGUUUUUUAACCAUCUCCUACCACUGUAUACAGUGAUUGGGACUGAGGCCUGUCCUGUUAAUUCCUAUCCAGCUUCCUUCAUAUAGUUCUGUGCUAAUCCUCUUGUCCAUUUCUGUGCUGUGUCAGUCACAAUGGGACGCCACAGUCCUAUCAAUUGUUGUUACCUGAUUUUAAACAAAUCUUCUUUUUUAAUGCUACAUUUCUAUAACUGUGAAUUAAUGAAAAUAAUUGAUACAAUUCAUAUUUAUAUAUGGAGAUAUGAAAUAUAUUCUGACCAAGAUCCAAUGCUUGGCUGCUACCCAUAGUGAGAGAAGCGUAGAAUUUAAAGACUCCUGCAGUCCGUUGCUGUUUUUAUAUUAAAAAAAGAGGAUGUGAUUCUGUAAAUAUUUGUAAAACACAAGAAUACCAAGGAUAUACCUGUGGUUUUAACAGGUGCUGAUCUUUAUUUUAAUUUUAUUUUUGAAGCAGGGAUUAUUCAUCAGCAAAACAGUGUCUAUGUUUUAUAUUUUACAAAUGCCACAUAAAUAUGAUUUUCAUAUUAUAUAUAUAUAUAUAUAUAUAUAUAUAUAUAUAUAUAUAUAUAUAUAUAUAUAUAUAUAUAUAAAAAUCAGGUAGUCACUAAGGUAAUACAACUGCGGCCCUCCAUACUCCCUCACUGUAUGGUAACCAACGGGAUUGAUUGGCUGUGUUAAAAUGCAGCAGAUGAACUUUGUAGAGUUUUUUUUUUUUUUUUAAUUCUUGCCAGUUAUAGUUUAUUUGGCGGUUAUUCCAAUCUAUACAAGAUAAAUACUAUUAUACAGAUAUAUAUUUUAAAUUCCAUCCUGUGAAAGACAGGACCCUGAAAAUCUUUAUAACUCAAAAAAAGCAAAACAUUGAACUCCCUGAAAGUGCAAAAAUGAAUUCUAAAUGCGAAAAUAAUUAAAUUUGCACUCUAAAAAAAUGCUGUAGUAAUAGCAUAUUGUUUGAUUUACUAAUUUAAGUGACCUAUAUUAAUGCAGUUGCUUAGAGAGAUGUACAAUAUACAUGAAUUACUUAAAUUAGUAUUUAAGUUAAAAAAGUACGAAAGAAAAGAAACUAGACUUAUACCAGUAAUCUUACUAAUAUGUUUAUACUGCAGUAUCACAGAUGCGUUUGUUAAGUUAGUUAUUUGUGUUGCAGCAUCUUUUAGUUUCUUUUUCAUUUUCUUAACAUUGGAUAUUUUAUAGUUAAAUAACUUAAGUGUGCCAUACAUUACAUUGGGGACAAACAAGGAAACGUAAUGGAAGUGUGAAUGGAUAUGUACCUACUUUGAUGAUCAGGGUUACUGCACCAAGGUGUUGUGGUGUAAGGAGUGAAGCUGAAAUUCAAUGUAUUCAUUGAGAAGAGAAGCCAGCAUUGAAACAACAUGGAAUUGCAGGCCCGUUCCUAGAAAAUAGAACAUGGAAAUAGGACCCUAAGGCUAAAGAAGACGUGUUUGAGUUAAAGAGCUCAUUGAGCAAGCACUAAGACAAUACUUCACAUUUGAAGUAGUCUCGGUAUACACUUUGAGUCUUUUUAAGAAUUUGUACAUGAUUGAAUUUGGCUGCACUAAGCUAAGCUGCUGUUACAGGGAGCUUUUCAAGAUUUUAAAAGGGCUGUAUAACUCUGACUCAUUUACAGGUUUUUAAACUUCAAAACGUGUCUCUUGAUUUAGAGGUGAAGUAUCCCAUACAAGGCUGUUUACAGGUUUGUAAAGACUGCAAGGACAACUGGUAGUCUUUGUGUCAGCAGACAGUCAAAAUACAACCAAAUUAAACGUGUGAAAUGUUAAAUAAGCACAUACAUACUGACAUUUAGUUUGCUAACACAUUCAUUUUUUUACGUCAACUUUUUUUAUGAAAAUGUUUACAGUUCAUAUGUUUGUGAUUUUCUGUCUCACUGGUCAUGUUAAAAAGGCAGGACAGCUCUGUGCUGAUUCAUCUGUAGUUUUUACUUCUGGAAAUACAAAACACUUGUAAAUAUUGAGAAACAGCAAAGAGAGAAGCCGGUUGCACAUUUUGCACUGUACCUGGGAAUGGGCCUCACUUUAUUGAUGAUCAUUUUAAAAGGAAUGAGAGUAUUUGUAUUGUAAAUUGACAGCAGUGACAAUCCAUUUAAUGUAGUUUGUAGGUGUUGUUUUUAGUGGUUUGUUUGUUUGUUUAUUUAUUUAUUCAUUUAUCUGACUCUGUAGGAAUCUGGAAUCUUUACAAUUUUGUGUAAUUGUUCAUCUAAUUCUGGUGUGAAUCCACGGCAUGAAAGCUGAGAAACAAAAUAAAGAAAAGAAGUAAUCAAACUGCAAAAAGCACCUGGUGGACUAAUCCUUUAAUUCCUUUCUACAUUUUAUGGAUACACUUCAAAGUACAGUUACUUACAACAAAAUGAUACCGUGGAAGGUAACAGUAUCAAUUUAAUUGAUAAACAGUGGCUGAUCCAAAUACUGCCACCAUUCAAACAUAACAUUAGAACCAAAUCUGGCACAAAAAUACAUUUAAGAUGCAUGCAACUUUACAAAGUGCCACCUUCUCUUUAUGAUUUAAGCAACAACAAUGUUUUGUGUAUUCCAGUCUAUGUUUUACCAAUGAUGCCUUGAAUUCCAGUUUUUUUACCACUUUUCUUUUCAUUGAUUUAAAAAUGUUUCCAACCUAGACAAAAAUAAUUGUACAUCAUAGAAGUGCUUUCUUACCAGUUUUGAAACAUUAACAGUUACUGUUCCAGUUUGCACCACACCAAAACCUUAGUAAAUAUGUCCCAAUAAGUAACACCCAGAGCACAGCAAACACAUUAUACAGUAAAACUUUUUUUUUAUCAAUAACAAUAACUAUAUACAAAUCAGAGAUCAUAAUAAUAUUAGAACAGAAAGAGAUGCAAUUGUUAUAGAAAACAACUCAUGCUGCUGCAUUUUGCACCAUCUGCAAUCGAUGUAAAGAGUGAGCAGAACCAAUCAAGGUAUGUGCAGAACCAAUCAAGAGCCGGCCAGAUUUUCAAGACGCUUCAGCAUAAUCCGGUGGUAAAUAGUAUCAAAGGCGGCAGUAAGAUCUAAAAGAACCAAUACUGAAAGAGCACCAUCAUCUGCAUUCAGAAGGAGAUCAUUUACAAUCCUAUCCGUAGCAGUUUCAGUGUUAUGUGUGAUUCUAAAACCAGACUGAAAUUUUUCCAAUAUAUUAUUUUAUGAAAGAUGUGAGAGUAACUGAUCAGCAACAACUUGUUAAAGCAAUUUAGCCAAAAAAAGGAAGAUUUGAUAUUAGUCAAAAGUUACCCACCACAAGCAAUAUUUUUUUUUUUUAGAAUUGGCUUAAUAAUGUUUUGUUUUAAUACAAUAGGGAUAAAACCCUCAGAAAGUGACAUGUUAAUUAUAUUAAGAAUAUACAGACGUGCUCAAAUUUGUUGGUACCCCUCCACAAAAAACGAAGAAUGCACAAUUUUCUCUGAAAUAACUUGAAACUGACAAAAGUAAUUGGCAUCCACCAUUGUUUAUUCCAUAUUUAAUAGAAAUCAGACUUUGCUUUUGAUUUUUUAUUCAACAUAAUAUUGUAAAUAAUAAAACAAAUGAAAAUGGUAUGGACAAAAAUGAUGGGACCGCAAACCUAAUAUUUUGUUGCACAACCUUUAGAGGCAAUCACUGCAAUCAAACGUUUUCUGUAGCUCUCAAUGAGACUUCUGCACCUGUUAACAGGUAGUUUGGCCCACUCUUCCUGAGCAAACUGCUCCAGCUGUCUCAGGUUUGAUGGGUGCCUUCUCCAGACUGCAAGUUUCAGCUCUUUCCAUAGAUGUUCGAUAGGAUUCAGAUCAGGACUCAUAGAAAGCCACUUCAGAAUAGUCCAAUGUUUUGUUCUUAUCCAUUCUUGGGUGCUUUUAGCUAUGUGUUUUGGGUCAUUAUUCUGUUGGAGGACCCAUGACCAGCGACUGAGACAGAGCUUUCUGACACUGGGCAGUACGUUUCGCUCCAGAAUGCCUUGAUAGUCUUGAGAUUUCAUUGUGCCCUGCAUAGAUUCAAGGCACCCUGUGCCAGGCGCAGCAAAGCAGCCCCAAAACAUAACCGAGCCUCCUCCAUGUUUCACUGUAGGUAUGGUGUUCUUUUCUUUGAAAGCUUCAUUUUUUCGUCUGUGAACAUUGAGCUGAUGUGACUUGCCAAAAAGCUCCAGUUUUGACUCAUCUGUCCAAAGGACAUUCUCCCAGAAGGAUUGUGGCUUGUCAAUAGGCAUUUUAGCAAAUUCCAGUCUGGCUUUUUUAUGUUUUUCUUUCAAAAGUGGAGUCCUCCUGGGUCUUCUUCCAUGGAGCCCACUUUCCCUCAAAAAGCGACAGAUGGUGCAAUCAGAAACUGACGUACCUUCACCUUGGAGUUCAGCUUCUAUCUCUUUGGCAGUUAUCCUUGGUUCUUUUACUACCAUUCACACUAUCCUUCUGUUCAAUCUGGGGUCGAUUUUCUUCUUGUGGCCGCGCCCAGGGAGGUUGGCUACAGUUCCAUGGACCUUAAACUUCUUAAUAAUAUUUGCAACUGUUGUCACAGGAACAUCAAGCUGCUUGGAGAUGGUCUUGUAGCCUUUACCUUUACCAUGCUUGUCUAUUAUUUUCGUUCUGAUCUCCUCAGACAACUCUCUCCUUUGCUUUCUCUGGUCCAUGUUCAGUGCGGUGCACACAAUGAUACCAAACAGCACAGUGACUACUUUUCUCCAUUUAAAUAGGCUGAAUGACUGAUUACAAGAUUGGAGACAUGUGUGAUACUAAUUAAAGAAACUAGUUAGUUUGAAAUAUCACUAUAAUCCAAUUAUUUAUUAUCUUUUCUAAGGGGUACCAACAAAUGUGUCCAGGCCAUUUUAGAAUAUCUUUGUAGAAUAAGCAAUAAUUCAUCUCUUUGCACAGCUUCUUUGCUUUAUUCUAUGACAUACCAAAGGUAUGCAAGUAUACAUGAUAAAAUAGCUUUUAAUUUCAUCACUUUUCAGGAGGAAUGAAGCAUUAUUUCAAAGAGCUGUAAGGGUACCAACAAAUUUGAGCACAUCUGUAGGAGGUCUGGGUAUCUACACAAAGUAGGAGGAACACAGUAAAACAUAAACAGGCAUGGUGAGGCCCAAAAUAUGAUUACAAAAACAAAGUAAUGGUAAAUCCAUUGUAUAAGCAGGGAGGGCACUAGGAAGAAGGUGAACUACAAAACUGCUAUGUUAAACUAUUAUAGUAAGGCCAGCAAAUUCAUUAGUGAUAGCUAUUGCUGCAAUUUUCACCACAGUAUUUGAAUUACUGAAAUAAUGGCUUGGGCUUUGGCAAAACUCUCAAAGUGAUGAUAUUUGAUUGCACAUCACAGAUCUCCUCUGGGGUAUUUCAGCUAAAGGCUAUAUAAGGCAUGGUAGCCUAGAGAAAGGCACCAUCUCCAUUUUGGUUAUCUCUUUCCAGCUCCCCUCAACUGAAGCCAUCUAACAUGGUCCAAAGAAGGACAGGCUGUGUUUUGGAAUGCGGAACCCAGGCUACCCUGGCUGGAGGAGAGCUUCCUCUGGACAUUAUUUCUAAGGGCCUGUCCAAAGGGGUGAACGCUAAAAUAGCACCAACGUCCACAGUGAGUUGUGCCGGGCUGGUGAACUAACCUCACCAGGGUGUUAUUGAAUUUUGCCUGAAAGCAUCCUAGGCAAAUGUUAACUUUUUGAGCUAUUUACUGUUCUGGGGCUAAUUUUUGUUACGCGAGAAGAUGGUCUUCUACCAUAAAAGAAAGGUCAACUAUACAUCUUGCCAUAGCUUAUAUAUAAAUAAUACGAUGACUAACUGUGGCGGAGUGUCCCGCCCCUUUGUUUAUUAUUUAUUUUAUAUUAUGAUUUAUGUGUAUAUGACGACGAAAGCCGAUUAUUGUUUGUUAUUGUUUUGUAUAUGUAUUUAAGAACCUCGUGAGGAUGCGUGACUGAUCAGCUAGUGAUUUAUUUAACUAGUUGACAGUCAGGCAUUCUUAUUAAACUUGUGCAGACUAUGGCCAAGGGGUAAUAGUAUAAUUAAUUAACAGCUAGCUAACCCCUCAGCCAGAAUAUAAAAGCCUGCAGCUGUCCGCGCUCAGGAUGGAGGAGAGAGAGACUGAGCGAAUGCUAUCAACCAGCGAAAAGGUACUUGUAACGGAAAAGUCAUAUUACUUAGUGUCUGUUUAUUUGUUUAUUUCUAUUUGUUUGGACAACGCGCCUUUGUGGUUUGUAGUGUUUUGUUUUGUUUGAACUGUUUGUUUUAUUUAAUAAAUACACUGAGCGCCGUAGCUCUGCAGUUUCACCCAC